Molecule: messenger RNA, 864 nt
Organism: Acanthosepion pharaonis
Lineage: Eukaryota; Metazoa; Mollusca; Cephalopoda; Sepiida; Sepiidae
Source: the annotation of a GenBank genome assembly
AUGUAUUCUUAUCUAUCUAUCUAUCUAUCUAUCUAUCUAUCUAUCUAUCUAUCUAUCUGUCAAAAGUUAUUCCUAUCUAUCUAUCUAUCUAUCUAUCUAUCUAUCUAUCUCAGUCUUAGUUCUAUCUAUGUAUGUAUCUAUCUGUUAAAAUGUAUUCUUAUCUAUCUAUCUAUCUAUCUAUCUAUCUAUCUAUCUAUCUAUCUAUCAAAAGGUAUAUCUAUCUAUCUAUCUAUCUGUCAAAAGGUAUUCCUAUCUAUCUACCUACCUAUUCAUCAAAAGGUAUUUAUAUUUAUCUAUCUAUCCAUCUAUCUAUCUAUCUAUCUCAGUCUUAGUUCUAUCUAUAUCUAUUUCUAUCUAUCUAUGUAUCUGUCUGGCAAAAUGUAUUCUUAUCUAUCUAUCUAUCUAUCUAUCUAUCUAUCUAUCUGUCAAAAGUUAUUCCUAUCUAUCUAUCUAUCUAUCUAUCUAUCUAUCUAUCUAUCUAUCUAUCUAUCUCUCUCUCUAUAUAUAUAUAUCAGUCUUAGUUCUAUCUAUCUAUGUAUCUAUUUGGCAAGAUGUAUUCUUAUCUAUCUAUCUAUCUAUCUAUCUAUCUCUAUAUAUAUCAGUCUUAGUUCUAUCUAUCUAUGUAUCUAUCUAGCAAAAUUCUGUUCAUACCUGUUUCUAUCUAGCUAUCUAUCUAUUUCAGACUUUUCAUACCUACCUAUCAUCUAUCUAUCUAUCUAUCUCAUUCGGGUAAUAUCUAUCUAUCUAUUUAUCGAUCUAUUUCAGACUUUUCAUAUCUAUCUAUCUAUCUAUCUAUCUAUCUAUCUAUCACAGGCUAUUCAUAGUCAUCUAUCACUCACAGGCAGUUCAUAUAUAUGCAUUUAG